CCUGCUCUGUUAAUAAUUGCAAAAAUUCUUCUAAACGAUGCUCUGACUUAUCCUAUCACUCAUUUCCAACUGAGAAAACAUAAACAAAGCAAAAAUGGCGAAUAUUUUUCACAGCAAGACGGUGCCUUGGCUUAAAAAUUAUUUAAACGAAAGAGGGAUCAACUCAUCAGGCAAAAGGAAAUCGGAACUAAUCGACUUAUGUUCCAAAAGCAGCGAUAUGAAGAUCAGAAAACUGGAAGAACCAGAAACGGUGGAAACGAUAGUAUCUUCAAAACUUAUCACCGGCGACGGAAACUUGCCGAAUCCAUUCACAGAAGUUCUUACUUGGAGCCACUCUUUUACAAAUAUACCUGAAUUUUCUUUUCCGGAUCUAUAUGAGUAUUUGGUUGACAGGGGUGGCUAUUCGAAAGAAAGCUUAAAAUCCUUCAAAAGUCUACUCGGAUAUAAACUUUACUAUGAUGGGCACGUUGAAAACCUACAGUGGCAUCAUGUACCAGACACCGAAUAUCAUUUGUUUAAGUUCAACGUACAGCCAACAGAGAGGACAAAACUAGACUCUGGAGAGAGUAGCUACAAGGGUUUUUUCAUUCUCAAAAAGGAUGGAGAUGUACACUCUGGUUAUUGCGUUUGUAAAGGAGGUGCUGAUGGAGGUUGUAGACACAUUGCUGCAUCCCUGUUUGAUUUACUUGCUACUGUCGUCGCCAGAGAUAUGCAGACAUGUACCAGUAAAAACUGUUCUUGGGUACGAAGAGGGAAAAGAAAUGAGCGCUCAAUCCCGAUCAGUGAGCUGCAAAUUGGUCGUCCAGAGUAUGGAAAGAAAAUCAAAUCACCUGUUYCGAUAACAAAAUGUCAACCAGGAUCUGUAAGAUAUGAUGUACAAAGUUUGCAGCUACAAUUCAAGAGGGAACUAAUCGAUGCUUGUAGUAAUGCUGUAGUAUUGCCCUACCUGCCAGAAUUAAAAGAAAGUCUUGUUUCAGAAGAAGAUUUAACAAGCUAUAUUUCUAAGGAAGAAAAUAUUGUGAAUGAGGAAACUGUUGAAGGCAUAUUUGUAUAUUCCUUAAAUGAAUAUGCAGACACUUUUGUGUCAGAAAAUAAUAUUGAUCGGGGUACAGCUGAGGUAGAUGAAAAUAUGGCUUCUGACUUUCUUGAUUUUGUAGAACUUGAUGAUGACCAAAUUGAAACAAUAUUUGAUCAAACCAAAUCACAGUCACAAUCACCUUUUUGGUUUGAGCAACGAGCUGGACGGAUAACUGCUUCCAAUUUUUACACUGUUUGUCACAUGAGGCCAAAGACUGACCGUACUAACAUCAUAAAAUCUUUGAUGAAUUAUAACCCAAUGGAUGAUGCUUCAAUGCCUGAACAGCUUAUUUGGGGACAUGAAAAAGAGAAAGUUGCUCUACAGUCUUAUACAAAGAAAAUGUCUAAACACAAAUCUGUUAUAGUUUCAUCAUCUGGUUUGAUCAUUCAUAAAUCCUAUCCAUAUUUGGGAGCUAGUCCAGAUGGUAUUAGAAGCUGCAAGUGCUGUCGAAGUAAAACACUUGUGGAAGUCAAGAGCCUCUACARUAAAAGAAGUUUGCUGCCUUUUCCUGCUGCACAAGAGCAUUUGAAUGUUGACACUAAUGGAGAAAUUACACUUAAAUCUGAAACAAAGUGGAACUACCAGAUACAAGGUCAGAUGGCAAUAUCCAAUAUUUAUAGUUGUGAUUUGAUAGUUUACACAAAUAAAGGCAUACUAAUUGUACCUGUAACAUUUGAUAAUGAACUUUGGAAAMAAGCAUUCAGCAAGCUGAAGUCAUUCUACACUGCCUACAUGGUGAAGGAAUUAAUAACAAAGGAUGUCUAUAACUGCAAGGUUUUAAAUCACCAGCCAACCUAAUUAAGCCCACCCCAUGUGGUGUUUUAUGAUUGAUUAAGUAAAGUAUUAUAUCAAUAUUGAAUUUCAAAUAUUAAGGCAAUAUUGCCUUUGACUGUAGAUUUUAAGUUUUUCUAUUUUAUAAAUAAUGAUGUAAUAAUAAAUAAUAAAUAAUGAUGAAUAAUAUGUAAAUAUGAUUAUAUUAUGAUAAGCUUCUUAUGAUAAGUUUGAAUAGAAAUGUAAUUGUAUCAUGAUAUCAACUUCAGCUCAAGUAGUUUAACUAAUUUACUAUUGCAUUCUGCAUGACUUAUUCUUAAUCCUAGCACAUCACUUUCUAUUAGAAGUAACUUUUGUGCAGUAAUACUUUCAGAUCAGUUUGUAAAUUUCUAUCUUGUAAGAGGUGGUAACAAAUUGCAAAUAGAUGCACAAAUGRUAAGAAUUGAAUCACCAAUAUCAAUCAAAGUUAGAGGAAUAUUUCCCUGUAGAAUUCUAAAGUUCUUGAGUCUCUCAAUGGCUCUUUCAACAUGAAUCCUCAAGCUGGCAAUCUUGMGAGUGGAUUUUACUGCUUUUGUUGAUAAUUGCUUGCCUUUAAAAAAAAUAAACUUUUACAAACAUAUUGCUUUACUCACAGUUACGAGUACAGUGAUUGCAGUCAAAGCACACAAUAAUAUCAUACCAACAUUAUGUGUAUGGAAUUAAUGAAAUUAAACAAGUAAUUGCACAAAUUGUACAAGUCUUAAUGCAUUGUAUGGUUUCUGUAUUAAGUUAAUACAAUAAAAUUAAGUAAUAAUGCU
This is a messenger RNA of Exaiptasia diaphana, 2646 nucleotides long. RefSeq lists its product as uncharacterized. The transcript is spliced from 2 exons. The record is from RefSeq and is a predicted model, not a curated record. The coding region runs from base 95 to 1876 and encodes 593 amino acids. NCBI's taxonomy places the organism in Eukaryota, Metazoa, Cnidaria, Anthozoa, Actiniaria, Aiptasiidae.